This is a messenger RNA of Lymnaea stagnalis (great pond snail), 5795 nucleotides long. Lineage: Eukaryota; Metazoa; Mollusca; Gastropoda; Lymnaeidae. The record is from the annotation of a GenBank genome assembly.
UGACAGCACAGGGAGCUUGCCUUCCAAAAAGGUUAAAGUGUCUAGCCCAUUUGUACCGAAAAUUCCGAGGUUGGCGAAAGCUAGUGACACCAGUGACAGCGACUCAGGCUUAGAUUCUGAACUGGAAGCCAGGGAGCAACAAAAAAUUUGGCAAGAAAAGAGAGGACUUAAGAAAUCUGGCAAGAAGUUUGCUGAGGAGCGCAGAGAAGCAUUGAACAGAAUGAAAGUGAAACAAAAGGAAAGGAGAGACAGAAAAGGCAAAACAAAGGAGGAGGAUGAGUAAGUGGAUUUAAUCCUUUUUUUUCCCCCCUUGUGUUUAUAUGAAAAUAUUAAUUUUAAAAACAAGUUAUACUUGAAUGUAGGAGUAUCAUAGUGUGCAUUAAAAUCUGUAAAUUUUAUUGAUAGAAUAUGGUAAAAUAGAUGUUUUUUAAUUAAAUAAAUGUAAUUUUUUAAUUCUAUGAUUAUGCUUGCUAAUAUUUUUAUGGUUAACGGGGUGAUAUGAGACCACUGUAAUAAUAAUAGUAAUAAUAUCCUUAUCAUAGUUUGUACUCAAAUCUUGUAAACUUUCAUGACAGUAUAUGGUAAAAGUCUAAUUGAUAUUUGAAUGCUAUGUUAUCCUUAUCAUAGUUUGUACUAAAUUCUUGUAAACUUCCAUGACAGUAUAUGGUAAAGGUAAAGGUCUUAUUGAAGAAAUAGUAACACAAUGAUAUACAUCUAUUUAUAGCACCUAGUAUUUUUAAUGACAUUUUCUCUUAUCAGGAACAUCAAGGGAAUAAAUGGAAAGACCAUUCCUGAAGACACAUCAACCGAGCACCACGAAAAAGUUAAAUCACCAAUACAAAACCAGAAGAAAAUAUCCGUCAAAAAUAAAAUUCAAUCUGACUCAGACAGGUAGGUCUCGACAAUUGAUGAGGAGAUGAGAAUUUUGCCUUUUCCAUGUUCAGUCAUUCUUGAUGCUUCAGUGUCCAUAGCUAACAGCUUUUGCCCCUCAGUGUCCAUAGCAAACAGCUUUGCCCCUCAGUGUCAAUAGCAAACAGCUUUUGCCCCUCAGCAUCCAUAGCAAACAGCUUUUGCCCCUCAGUGUCCAUAGCAAACAGCUUUUGCCCCUCAGCAUCCAUAGCAAACAGCUUUUGCCCCUCAGCAUCCAUAGCAAACAGCGUUUGCCUCAUGAAGCUACUCUUUGGACAACAGACUCACUGCAUUAAUAAUUCUAAUUGACUUGAUUGAAAGUGAAAGCAUGCUUAAAACAUAAUUAUGGCAAUGACUUCAGAGAUGAGCUGAGCAAUCUUACUUAUGUGGCCCCCUUUCAUCAUUCAUGUAAAGGGCCACUACUUGAAACAAUCAAAUAUUUCAAUGCCAUGUACAUUUAGAAAACUGAAAUCUUUGAAAUUCAUUUAUUUGUCUUGUAGUUUGCUGUAGGUGUUUUUUAAUUACAAAAAUGAAUUUUUUCAGAAUAUUCAGAAGGAAUGAAACAAUAUUGCAAACAUAAUUAAAGUAUUUGCCUUCGCCAAAUAAUAGAUUGAAUAGCUUAAUGCUAAAAGAAAUUACAUCACAAAAUACCAAUUUUGAGAAAAUCCGGUUCAAAGAUUUAAAAUGACCUUUUAAUAAAUACAUUUUAUUCUAUUAUGAACUCACAAAAACACAUUUGAAUUGGAAAACUUGUUAUUCUCAACACAUUUUAAGACAAACAAUUAAAAAAGAAGUCUGCUCUAUGUCUUCAGUGUCACUCUUGUCUCUCUUUGUAUCUCUAUCUUGAAUAUUACUAUCAAAAUUCACCCCCAUCUGGAAGAUUGAUAUGCUUUAAAACAGUGGUUCUCAGCCUUCUUAAUACCGUGACCUUUUAAUACAGUUUCUCAUGUUGUGGCGAACCCCAACCACACAAUUAUUUUUGUUGCUACUUCAUAACUGUAGAGUAUAAGUGUUUUCCGAUGGUCUUAGACGACCCCUGUGAAAGGGAAGUGCGACCCCAAAGGGGUUGUGACCCACAGGUUGUGAACCACUGCUUUAAAAGGUCACAUAUGACACUAUAUUUGCUAUCUUGACAGGCAAAAAAUGGACUUUGGCUCGGUUAUGUUUAGGUGAAGGGAGUUUUAAAAUUUGUUUCUCCAAGUUGAAAAGUAUAUAUAUUAUAUAUAUAUAUAUAUAUGUAUAACAAUUAUUUUGACUUAUUUUUUAAUAUGAAUGUAUUCAAUUAGCCCAAGUGACACCAGCAGCCUGUCAAGUAUGGAUCCUGAUGACCUUGACCCACAGGAAGAUCUGGGCAGCAACAGUGACAAGUCAUCUAGUCAUGCAUCAAAAUCAUCCCGUAAACCAUCCAAAUCACCGCCUGCACCAAAAAGGGCCAAAAAGAGAUAUUUGGAUUCUGAAAGUGACAGGUAAGAACACACUUUUUGGCUUCAUGUUGAGAUUGUGGUUGGUCAAGUGGCAUUCAAUAAGAUUAUGUUGAGAUUGUGGUUGGUCAAGUGGCAUUCAAUAAGAUUAUGUUGAGAUUGUGGUUGGUCAAGUGGCAUUCAAUAAGAUUAUGUUGAGAUUGUGGUUGGUCAAGUGGCAUUCAAUAAGAUUAUGUUGAGAUUGUGGUUGGUCAAGUGGCAUUCAAUAAGAUUAUGUUGAGAUUGUGGUUGGUCAAGUGGCAUUCAAUAAGAUUAUGUUGAGAUUGUGGUUGGUCAAGUGGCAUUCAAUAAGAUUAUGUUGAGAUUGAGGCUGAUUGUCAACUCCUAUGUUCUACUGGAUUGAUUAAUUCGUCAAGUUCUUUCACAAGUUGAAAUACGUUGUACUAUUAUUGCAUAAACUCGAGUCCUUUUCAUAAUAAAUGUAACUUUAAUACCUUAUAAUUAACACAACCUUUAAACUCCAUACACACAUGAAUGUAGCGCAGCUCUCUAUCAGACAGAAAUAAAACACAUCCUACUUUCACAAAGUUCCAUUCACGACUGCCGCACAACUGAAUUUACGCCACAAAACUCACAAUUAAUUAAUACAGUCUAGACAAUACUUCACAAUCAGCAUAAAAAUAUGUCAGAGUCAGGCCGGGAAGAGCGCUCACUAACUAAUAGAACUCUUAAUCAAACACCGCGUGUAAUGAAAUAUAUUAAAAUAUAAUAUUCAGUCGCAACAAUUAUUAUUGACCUUCCAUACUCAAAACUGAUCAAGAAGCUUUCAAUAAGAUUAUGUUGAGUUUUGGGCUGGUCAAGUGGCUUUCAAUCAGGUUAUGUUGAGUUUGUCGCUGGUCAAGUGGCUUUCAAUAAGAUUAAAAUGUUAGUAUUAGACUUCUUGAGUUUAAUGCGUCAGAAAAGUAUGCUUGAAAAAACAUCGCAAAGCUCAUAAGCCAAUGUUUUAAUUAUAUUUAUUUAUGGAAUAAGUUAACCAUAAUCAAAUGGGAAUAAAUAAAUAUUUUUUGUGCACACCAUUUUUAAUAUCUUUUUAGUUUAUCUCAGUAUUUACAGUAAUGUAUUGGUUACAUUAUUAAUCAAUGAAGUCUUUAAAAUUAUUUUUGGUUUAAAUCCCAUUCCUUUAAUAGGUAAGCUUGGUAUCAGUAGGUUCUUCUGUGUAGAUUCUUCUGUGUGGGUUCUUCUGUGUUGGUUCUAAUUGUUUUUAAAUAUUCAAAAGAACACACGAUCAUUAACCAGCAAUAUUUUGAGCCAAUGCCUAUCUCCUUUUUAUUCACCUGCUUAUGGCCUCACACAGAAUUUGAAUGAGUUAUUUGAACAUUUUAAUGAGAUAUCUUUCAUCUACUGAAGUCACAGAAAUAACAAAAGCCGCCAACAAUUGUUGUCUUCUGUUCACAGCAGCCAACCCAACACAGUCUCUGCAGAGGCACUAGAUCAUGGCUCAACUAGGGAAAAGAAAAGCUUGAAAAGGGUUAGAAUACUUGCUUCCGAUGAUGAAAAUGACGCAGAUGACAUUGGUAAUAAGGGUGAGUGAUGAAAAGUUUGUUCUUUUCAAUGUUUUCAUUGUAUUGUGACUGCUGAGUUCAGUAUUUCCAGCUAUAGAAUUACACUGGCAUAAUCAUAUAAGUCUUUUUGCUUUGUUUUUUAGAACAAAUUUAUUCUGUGAUUAAUUUUCUGUAAAAGUUUCUCCUCUGAAAUUUGUCUUACGGUAUUUAACAGACUUGCUGUACAUAAAUUUGAAUAGUUUUACUGAUCAUUUUCAAGGGCUGUAAUGAAGAGGAGUGCACUCCCUUAUGAACAAUUGUUACUCAUAACUGAAUUACGCCCACCUUACCCAGAUUUCGAUGUGCUGAUAUUGCCAGCGUUUGUAAGGUGGUUUGUGUUCAAUUGGUGAAUUGUGGCAUGGGUUCUCAAUUCGGUGAGAUCAGGGUAUGUUGUGCCAAAUAUAAAUAUUUUAAAUUAAUAUUUCUGAACUUAAUUAAAAGCUGUCCCUUGAUUUUAAUUCUCUCUCAGAAAAUCUCCGGGCUGGUCUGGCCGAGGAAAGUUUUACCCUCCAUUUCUCCAGCAGUGAGGACGAAUCAAAGUCUGACAAAGAAGACAAAGACACCAAGUCACCUGCAGGGGCUCCAGGUGAACUCUUAAAUAAAGACUCGACAGGUUAGUCUAAUAAACACGUAUUUGGUGCUAAUCAUGCCACUGACACGUAUUUGGUGCUAAUCAUGCCACUGACACAUAUUUGGUGCUAAUCAUGCCACUGACACGUAUUUGGUGCUUAUAGGGCCUAACCAAAAAAAUGUUGUGACCAGUGACUGCCAUUUUAUUGCUUGAAAACAUUGAGCAUUGAUUUAGUUUGGUAGUUUCCUGUCCAGUCCUAAAAUGUUGGUAAUCAGAGCUUUUUUAAUUGUAGACACAUUCCCGGCCACUCUGCUGACCCAGGGCUUGGACUCGGAUGAUGAAAAUGACCACAUUACACUGAGAACGGCAAUGAAAAGGAAACGCACCAUUUUGGAUGAUGAUGAUUAAAGUUAUGACUUUUACAUUCAAAUUAUUACAUAAUCUUUUUAACAGUCAUCAUAAGCUGUUUCCUGUAUGAUCUUUUCAAAAGCCGUCAAAAGCUAUGUUUUCUGUAUGAUCUUUUUAACAGUCAUAAGCUAUGUUUUCUGUAUGAUCUAUUUUACAAUCAUGUUAUGUUUUCGUCGUGCCCAGCAACUCCUGCCCCUUACAUUACAACAUUUGCACCUUAUGACAUAUGCUAAAAGGACGGAAAUAUGUUAAACAAGGUAUGGGGAAAACCUGAAGAACAAAAGACAGCGAAUAUGUCGGCAAGAGAUAAGAUCUAUAGGAUCUCUUUGUGCGUAACCACCGGCAAGAGAUAGGAUCUCUGGUGAUGCUUCUUGCUGACACAUGGGUUGUUUUGUUGCACCAUGCUUCGGGUUUUCCCCUUGUUUCUAAUACUUAUAUUUCCCUCCACCUUACCUGAUUGCUGUGUCUAAACUCUCUGCCUCAUCAUUGUAAAGGGAGGUGUGUGAAUCAUCUGGACUAGGUAAUCAGUUUAACAUCACAAUUGAUUAUUGGUGAUUAAUCAACCAUUGUGAAUUGUAAUUGAAUUUGGCAAUAAUUUUUUUUGUUAUGGUCAAAUAUGCCAGCUAUGUUACGUUAUCUGAAGUAAUUUUUUUCCAAUCACAUUGAUGAGUGGAAGAGAUCAUUAAUUAAGAAAAAAAGACAAUUUCUUCAGUGUAGUUCUUGUGGUUACAUGGUGGUGAUGUGGCAUUUUGUUCUGUAAUGGGAUCUCUUGUUAAUAAUAUUAAAAUACUUUUUUUUUAUACUGAGAUUUCCUCGCUUACUAGCCAUGAUUAAUUAAUUACUUGAUUUGUACACAAUGUAUCAUUGUGUGAGAAAUAUAUUGAC